Messenger RNA from Zootermopsis nevadensis, 1010 nucleotides. Its product is annotated as meiosis 1 arrest protein-like. Gene Ontology annotation, biological process: meiosis I; male meiosis chromosome separation; spermatogenesis. Lineage: Eukaryota; Metazoa; Arthropoda; Insecta; Blattodea; Termopsidae. The record is from RefSeq and is a predicted model, not a curated record.
AUUCAAAAGAGGAAAGUUUGAAUGGUUUGGACGACUAACUAGGAAUCAAGCCCAUAGUUUUUAUCAAUUUAUUACGUUUUUAACCAAAACAGAAGUUAAUGAUUAUGAGUCGUUACAAGCCAGUUACUAGGGCAGCAUUCAGCCGCCAACCAGCUCAUUAUUUGCUCUUUGAUGUUGGACAUCCAAUGACUUUAACCCAAAUACGCAGUACUGCAACGGCUGUACAAAAUGUUUUAAUACUGGCUUGUUCAAUUCGAGGAGGGAGUCGUAUUCCUGCUUUUGGAUUAGCAAUGAUUAAUCGAAAUUUUGAAAAUGUGUGCAGCCUAGAGGCAAUCCGAGGAAACUUUUCUAAAAUUGUAGCUGCUUUUAAUUCUCUCUCAAAUCAGGCCAAAAUGAGUGAAAAAAUUCCUUUUCAAGAGUUUAAGGAUUAUGUGUACCUGGCAGUAAAUUCUUUACUGGAGGAUUUCAAGUCCAAAUCUGAAACUAUGUCUGGAAACAAAAAAUGGCUCUUUCCUCCACAACUUCAGAUAACAAUGGUGACUGCAAAGAAUGGUUCUUAUGUUCAACAGUGUCUGGAAGAGGCUGUGAAGACUCUGAAUAUUGCAAAGCUUAGGAAGAUACAGGUGGUACAGUUACAGAAUCUGUUGGGUAACCUGGCUACUGCAAGCAAUAAGGAAGAACCAUUACAGAAGAUCAACACAGACUUCUUAAGAGGUGUAGAGUUUGUAGUAUUAAUUCAAGUUGCUGGAACUGAGGAAGAACUAGAGAGCUUAUUCAAAACUUGGUUGCUGGAUUGUGACAUUGACCAUGAACAUCUGCGCAUAUCCUUCCCUACUUCACUUAACCUUCCAGGUUCAAUAUCUUCAUCGCUCAAAUGUGACAUUGGUGAAUGUCUCAUAAAUCCCUUUUCCCUGCCAUUUGGUCAUCGCUAUCAGCUUCAGAUGGACUUCUGUAGCAUCCAAUUGGGAGGAAGUGGACUAACAAAAUCUGCUGGUAUGUUACUUAGCUAG